UCCAUCCAAAUCCACAGUCUUCCACUUCCGUCUCUAUAUGCCUUUCAAAAACAUGGCAAAUCUUGUCCUUUACUUGCUCUUACUACUACUCCACCUCCGCUCCACGGCGGCCACUCCUCCAGCCUCCGCCGCAGCAAACUUCAUCAAAUCCUCAUGCAGAGCCACCCGCUACCCUUCCCUCUGCAUUCACUCCCUCUCCGUCUACGCCAGCAAGAUCCAGCAAAGCGACCAGCAGCUGGCUCAAGCCGCCUUGUCCGUCAGCCUGUCCAGCGCCCAGUCCACCACCGUCUUCGUCUCCAGGCAGCUCAAAGCCGCCGGCAUCAAGCCCCGAGAGUACCAGGCCAUCAGAGACUGCACCCGGAACAUGGCCGACGCCGUCGUCCAGCUCAACAGAUCCAUCGGCGAGCUCGGCCAGAUUGGCCGCCCCUCGGCUCAGGAUUUCGAGUGGCAUAUGAGCAACGUUCAGACCUGGGUCAGUGCCGCCAUCACCGCCGCCAACACGUGCAUUGACGGGUUUUCCGAUCCCACCAUGAUAGGAGAUCUAAAGAGUGGGAUUACGGCUAGAGUUACCACUUGUUCCCAGGUCACCAGUAAUGCCCUUGCUCUGGUUGCCCUCUUUGGAGAGAAGAUGGCGAAAGGAAGGAACGGUUGAGUAGAAGUCCGUGACGAUCACAUAUAGAUAUAUGUUGCUACAUAAGCUAGUGGUUUGUUUAAUUAGAUAGUGCAGUGAGGGUCUGAGUUGACUUGAUGAUGUUUCCAGUCUUUUUGCUUGUGUACCCCCACUUCUUAAUUAUUUCUUAAUUGUGUUUGCGUUCUUGUACAA
This is a messenger RNA of Diospyros lotus (date-plum), 823 nucleotides long. Its product is annotated as pectinesterase inhibitor 9-like. Gene Ontology annotation, biological process: negative regulation of catalytic activity. Gene Ontology annotation, molecular function: enzyme inhibitor activity. The transcript has a single exon. Lineage: Eukaryota; Viridiplantae; Streptophyta; Magnoliopsida; Ericales; Ebenaceae. The coding region runs from base 38 to 652 and encodes 204 amino acids. The record is from RefSeq and is a predicted model, not a curated record.